Gastrolobium bilobum is the source of this 3477-nucleotide messenger RNA. Its product is annotated as receptor-like protein kinase FERONIA. The record is from RefSeq and is a predicted model, not a curated record. The transcript has a single exon. Gene Ontology annotation, biological process: protein phosphorylation. Lineage: Eukaryota; Viridiplantae; Streptophyta; Magnoliopsida; Fabales; Fabaceae. Bases 441 to 3137 code for a protein of 898 amino acids. Gene Ontology annotation, molecular function: ATP binding; protein kinase activity.
UCUUUCUCUCUGCUCUUUCCAACUGCAAUUCAACCCUAAAUCCCUGGGAUCUCUCUGGUUUGACUCGCCUAGUUGCUUUUUCAGCUGCUAUUCACAUGGCAUGAGGUAAAUUCCCCUCUCUUGUUCAACAAUUUUUCUUGAAAUCUCUCCAUCCACACCGUUAUCUUAGCUGUGAUUAUCCCACGCCUUUUCUUUUGUUGAGUCUUCUGUUAACUGUAAAUCUAGUUCAUCAUUAUCCCACACCCAGUUAUUUGUUCAAGCUGAUCAUCAUCCCCAUCCACCCCACUUUCAUGUUCUGAUCUGGGUGCUAUAAAAAUCAGAUCUUUUCAUCAAAUUUGGGAUCUUUGUUUGUUUUCCACUUCUGGGUGUGUUGAAUUAUAAUCCCAUAUAAGAAAACAAAGCAGGGUUUUUGGUUUUUGGUUUUGGACUUUUGGGGGGUUAUGAUGAGGAAUAUGAAUCAGUACUGUUUUUUUGUUCCAUUGUUUGUGUGCUUGGUAUUAGCUGUUGAACUUGUCCUAGCAGCGGAUUUUACGCCUAAAGAUGAGAUCCUUCUGAAUUGUGGGGGCCCUCCGGUUAGUUCUGAUACUGAUGGCCGUCAAUGGACCACCGAUGAUCAUUCCAAGUUUGGUUCCUCUGCCGGAAAUUCCACCACAUCUCCGGCGGCAACUCAAGACCCUGCCGUCCCUCAGGUUCCCUACACGACGGCGCGCGUGUUCAGCGCGCCGUAUACCUACACUUUUCCGGUGGCCUCUGGUUGGAAAUUCCUCCGGCUGUACUUUUAUUCGUCUUCUUAUUCUGGCCGCAAGGCAACCGAUGCCCUUUUUGCGGUGACGGCGCAAUCCUACACUUUGGUUAGGAACUUUAGUGUUGCUCAGACCACUCUAGCUUUGAAUUAUGCCUACAUUGUGAAGGAAUACUCCAUCUAUGUUGAAGGGGGAACCUUGAAUGUGACUUUCACUCCAUCUACCAAUGCCUCUAAUGCUUAUGCAUUUGUUAAUGGGAUUGAGGUUGUGUCCAUGCCUGAUAUUUAUACUUCUACUGAUGGAACUACCAUGAUCGUGGGUACAAAUACUGCUUUCAACAUUGACAACACCACUGCACUUGAGAAUCUUUAUAGGUUAAAUGUGGGUGGGAAUGAUAUCUCGCCCUCCCAUGAUACUGGUAUGUUUAGGUCAUGGUCUGAUGAUAUGCCCUACCUCUAUGGGGCUUCAUUUGGAGUUACUGAGCUUGCUGAUCCUCAAGUGAAGUUUGAGUAUCCUCCGGGUACACCAACUUAUAUUGCUCCGUCUGAUGUCUACAAUACAUCCAGAACGAUGGGGCCGGAUAACAACAUCAAUUUGAAUUACAACUUGACUUGGAUUUUCUCCAUUGAUUCUGGGUAUUCCUAUCUCGUUAGACUCCAUUUUUGUGAAGGGACGACAAAUAUAACCAAGAUUAAUCAAAGAGUAUUUGAUAUAUUCCUCAAUAAUCAAACUGCUCAAUCUGGGGCUGAUGUUAUUGCCUGGGCGCAGAGUUUUUCCCUUUCACAUUCAAAUGGUGUUCCAGUGCAUAAAGAUUUUGUUGUAUUUGUUCCUAAUGGGGAACCACGACAGGACCUGUGGCUUGCACUGCAUCCAGAUACAACUACAAAGCCCCAGUGGUAUAAUUCAAUCUUGAAUGGAGUGGAGAUAUUCAAAAUUAAUGAUACUACAGGUACUCUGGCGGGGACAAAUCCGAUUCCUCCUCCUGUGCAAGACAUAAUUGACCCAUCAUUGGCUACGGCAUCUAGUCAUAAAUCCAAGAAUCGGACAGGAAUAAUUGCUGGAGGUGCUUGUGGAGGAGUUGUUUUAGUACUUCUGAUUGGGCUAUUUGCUUUUGCUGCAUCCCGUCGCCGUAGGCAUGGAAAAGAUUCUAGUGCAAGUGAAGGGCCAUCUGGCUGGCUUCCGCUUUCUCUUUAUGGUAACUCACACUCUGCAGCUUCUGCCAAGACCAACACAACAGGAAGUUAUGCAUCCUCUCUCCCAGCAAACCUUUGUCGUCAUUUCUCAUUUGCUGAAAUCAAGUCUGCUACAAACAACUUUGAUGAGGCUUUGCUUCUUGGUGUUGGAGGAUUCGGUAAGGUUUACAAAGGAGAAGUUGAUGGUGGAACAACCAAAGUAGCAAUUAAACGAGGGAAUCCACUCUCUGAGCAGGGGGUGCACGAGUUCCAAACUGAGAUUGAAAUGCUCUCUAAACUUCGUCACCGCCACCUUGUCUCACUGAUUGGCUACUGUGAAGAAAACACUGAAAUGAUCCUUGUCUAUGAUUACAUGGCCUAUGGAACACUCAGGGAGCAUCUAUACAAGACCCAGAAACCUCCCCUGCCAUGGAAGCAAAGGCUUGAGAUAUGCAUCGGUGCUGCACGGGGUUUACACUAUCUACACACUGGUGCUAAACACACUAUCAUACACCGUGAUGUAAAGACAACAAACAUUUUAGUGGACGAGAAGUGGGUGGCUAAGGUUUCUGAUUUCGGAUUAUCAAAAACGGGCCCAACAUUGGAUAAUACACAUGUAAGUACUGUAGUAAAGGGUAGUUUUGGGUACUUGGAUCCAGAAUACUUCAGGAGGCAGCAACUGACUGACAAAUCUGAUGUUUACUCAUUUGGUGUGGUUCUAUUUGAGAUAUUGUGUGCUCGCCCGGCUUUGAACCCAGCCCUUGCUAAGGAGCAAGUGAGUCUAGCUGAGUGGGCAUCUCAUUGCUACAAGAAAGGCAUUCUUGACCAAAUCAUUGAUCCUUAUCUGAAGGGCAAGAUAGCUCCAGAAUGCUUUAAGAAGUUUGCUGAGACCGCGAUGAAGUGCGUGGCUGACCAGGGCAUUGAAAGGCCAUCCAUGGGUGAUGUUCUGUGGAACCUUGAAUUUGCUUUGCAGCUGCAAGAAAGUGCAGAGGAAAGUGGCAACGGCCUUGGUGUAAUGCACAAUGAAGAUGAGCCAUUAUUUGAAGAUUCUAAGGGAAAGAAGGACUCCGAUGCAAUACUGGGUUAUGAUGGUAAUGUUACUGACUCCAGAAGCAGUGGCAUUACUAUGAGCAUUGGAGGUAGAAGCUUAGCUAGUGAAGACUCUGAUGGGUUAACGCCUAGUGCUGUGUUUUCUCAGAUCAUGAAUCCAAAAGGGCGUUAAGGUCAUGUAGUAACUCAUUCCAUACACGGUCAACAACUCAAGUUCGGUAGUGCAAUCUGCUUUCACCACAUUUGAAGUUUACUUGUUAUUAAUCUUCCUAAUAUUAUUAUCCCUUUGUCUUGUUGUUUCUGAUUUAUUUAUUAUUAUGAUGUAAGUUGUAAUUUGUGUCUACGUUACAUAAAGAUUGAAGAGUAAACAUAUUGUAACGAUGUGGUUGUGAUCUGAACUUUUGUAAACCCCCCUCCCUUUACUUUUCUCCAUGGUUGAUAAGACGUGCAAAACAAUGAUAUGGUCUGACUGUAAAUCUAGCAUAUGCAAUAUCAUGAUCAUUAUCUAUAUG